CGGGGCGUUGAGCCGCCUUGGGCUGCCCGGGCCCGGAAGCGGCGGCGGCGGCGGCGCAGGCACCGCAGAGUCGGCCAUGGCUGUGAACCUGAGCCGGAACGGGCCGGCGCUGCAGGAGGCCUACGAGCGAGUGGUCAAGGAGAAGUCCCCGACCGACUGGGCCCUCUUUACCUAUGAAGGCAACAGCAAUGACAUCCGUGUGGCUGGCACUGGGGAGGGGGGCCUGGAGGAGAUGGUGGAGGAGCUCAGCAGUGGAAAGGUGAUGUACGCCUUCUGCCGAGUGAAGGACCCCAACUCCGGCCUGCCCAAGUUUGUCCUCAUCAACUGGACCGGCGAGGGUGUGAAUGACGUGCGGAAGGGAGCGUGCGCCAACCACGUCAGCACCAUGGCCAGCUUCCUGAAGGGGGCCCACGUGACUGUCAACGCCAGGGCUGAGGAGGACGUGGAGCCCGAGUGUAUCAUGCAGAAGGUGGCCAGGGCCUCGGGGGCCAACUACACCUUCCACAGAGAGAGCAGCCGCUUCCAGGACAUGGGCCCCCAGGCCCCAGUGGGCUCUGUGUACCAGAAGACCAACGCUGUGUCUGAGAUCAAAAGGGUUGGCAAAGACAGCUUCUGGGCCAAAGCAGAGAAGGAGGAGGAGACCCGCAAGCUGGAGGAGAAGCGGCGGGCCGAGGAGGAGCGGCGGCGGCUGGAGCAGGAGCGCCGAGAGCGGGAGCUGCGCGAGGCCGCACUCAGGGAGCAGCGCUGUGGGGAGCAGGGCGCCGAGGCCGGACCCCAGAGGAAGGGUGAGCCGCACGAAGCGCUUUCCAGGAGCCGAGCGGAGCCGGAGCCUGUCUGUCCACAGCCAGCACACCCACGGGAGAUUUUCAAGCAGAAGGAGAGGGCCGUGUCCACCACGUCCAUCUCCAGCCCCCAGCCAGGCAAGCUGAGGAGCCCCUUCCUGCAGAAGCAGCUCACCCAGCCGGAGACCCCCCUCAGCAGAGAGUCAGCUCACGCCACCUCAAGGCCCAGGGCAGGCAAGACUCUGGGCUGCCCUGUGGGGGUUUGGGGGUGGGAGGGAGACGUGGCCUGUCCUCUCCCCUCCCCUGGGUCAGAGUGGGCCGUGUCCUCCCGUGCAGAUCUCCGCGAGGAGCCGGUGCCCAGCGCCCCUCCGUGCUCGGUGCCGGUGGAAGAGGAGGCCGUGUACGAGGAGCCCCCAGAGCAGGAGACCCUCUACGAGGAGCCUCCAAUGGUGCAGCAGCAAGAUACCAGCUCUGAGCCCACUGACCACUACCCGGGGCUGAGUGGGAAAGGCCUCUGUGCCCGGGCCCUGUAUGACUACCAGGCAGCCGACGAUACCGAGAUCUCCUUUGACCCUGAGAACCUCAUCACGGGCAUUGAGGUGAUUGACGAAGGCUGGUGGCGUGGCUAUGGGCCAGACGGCCGCUUUGGCAUGUUUCCCGCCAACUAUGUGGAGCUCAUUGAGUGAGGGCCCCGACUGCUGGCCGAAGCCGAGGGCUGUCCUCCCUCCCCCGCCCAGACGCGAUGCCCUCGUUGCCGGGAGAGGCGGCGUGAGGGUCGCGUAUGGCGCUUUUCUAGGAAUGGGAUCACCUGAUGAGGGCAGGCCCUCGGGCUCCCUCCGGCUUGGGUGGCUCGGCCUCUGUUGCCCCAAAUGCAGCAAUAACCUGGUCAUCUCCACGCGCGCUUCCAGCAGCUUCCCUAGUCCUCCCAACCAGCCUGGUCCUUGACCCACAGCAGAAGACAUCGAGCCAAGCCCUGCCCAGGGCCAGCCUCUCGGUGACCUCUGCCCAAGGAGCGGGGCACUGCCAGUCUGCGGGGGUGGGUCUGAGCAGGGGCAUCUAGAGGUCUCCUUCUGCACUUGCCUUUUUUUCCUUUUCCUCUUGGCUUUAAGGGGGACGGUGUCUGUAGCUAUCAGUGACCCUUGGGAACAGUGAACUUAGAGUUUAUGACCAAAGUCAGAGUGGGUCCUGACAAUUUUGGUAGCAGUCUUUCUGGAACCUGCUCUGUGCCCCCCAUUUCUCUGUCCCUCUGCCUGGGUUCUGGGCAGUGGAACCAAGCCCCCAUCUAAGUAUGUGAAGGAAGAGGUAGAAACAGCAGCAGACACUGUGUGUCCUUCCACGUCUCUCGCUCUUGUCUGCUGGCCCCAGUGUGCACCUCAGUUGAUAACGGUUUAGGGAAAGGAACCAUGGUGGCCUGUUCCUCCUGUCUUUCCUUCUUUCUGCCCCAGCCCAGCCAUGUCUGCUUCUGGAGUAAGAAGUGCCCCACACCGGCCCUGGCUCCUUUCCCUCCUGUUGUAGCCCUCGUGUGUGCACCCUCAGACUUCUGAGCAACCCUUAGCCACCUGGGAGAGGCAUAAAGGUCAACGUGUGACUGCAAGUCAGCCUCCUGCAUUUC
This is a messenger RNA of Kogia breviceps (pygmy sperm whale), 2394 nucleotides long. The record is from RefSeq and is a predicted model, not a curated record. Lineage: Eukaryota; Metazoa; Chordata; Mammalia; Artiodactyla; Physeteridae.